Molecule: messenger RNA, 1464 nt
Organism: Exserohilum turcica Et28A
Lineage: Eukaryota; Fungi; Ascomycota; Dothideomycetes; Pleosporales; Pleosporaceae
Exons: 4
Coding region: 7-1206 (399 amino acids)
Cellular component (GO): catalytic step 2 spliceosome; nucleolus
Molecular function (GO): mRNA binding; RNA helicase activity; ATP binding
Source: RefSeq, a predicted model, not a curated record
GCCAACAUGGCGGACGGAAUCGACCGAAAUGCCGACGACAAGAUGGAGUUCUCCACCUCCAAAGAGGUCACGGUCGCGCCGACCUUCGAGGCCAUGCACCUGAAGGAGAACCUGCUGCGCGGCAUCUAUGCCUACGGAUACGAGUCGCCUUCGGCUGUGCAGUCGCGUGCUAUUGUGCAGGUCUGCAAAGGCCGCGACACCAUCGCCCAGGCGCAAUCGGGAACGGGAAAGACAGCCACCUUCUCCAUCUCGAUCCUCCAGGUCAUCGAUACAGCUGUGCGCGAGACGCAGGCGCUCGUUCUCUCGCCCACUCGUGAGCUGGCGACGCAAAUUCAGCAAGUCGUCAUGGGUCUUGGCGACUACAUGAAUGUACAGUGCCACGCCUGUAUCGGAGGCACCAACGUUGGCGAAGAUAUCCGCAAGCUCGACUACGGCCAGCAUGUUGUCUCUGGAACCCCAGGACGCGUUGCCGAUAUGAUUCGCCGCCGCAACCUCCGCACACGCAACAUCAAGAUGCUUGUUCUUGAUGAAGCCGACGAACUGCUCAACCGCGGUUUCCGUGAGCAGAUCUACGAUGUCUACCGCUACCUUCCACCCGCCACUCAGGUGGUGGUUGUCUCCGCUACCCUCCCUUACGAUGUACUCGAGAUGACGACCAAGUUCAUGACCGAUCCCGUACGCAUUCUCGUCAAGCGUGACGAGUUGACGCUCGAAGGCCUGAAACAAUAUUUUAUCGCCAUUGAAAAGGAAGAGUGGAAGUUUGAUACCCUUUGCGAUCUCUACGAUACCCUUACUAUCACACAAGCAGUCAUCUUCUGUAACACACGCCGCAAAGUUGACUGGCUUACCGACAAGAUGCGCGAGGCCAAUUUCACCGUUUCCUCAAUGCAUGGAGAUAUGCCGCAACGAGAGCGAGACAGCAUUAUGCAGGACUUCCGUCAGGCUAAUUCCCGCGUGCUCAUCUCAACAGAUGUGUGGGCUCGUGGUAUCGAUGUACAACAGGUGUCGCUUGUGAUCAACUACGACCUUCCAUCAAACCGUGAAAACUACAUUCACAGGAUUGGUCGUAGUGGCCGAUUUGGACGCAAGGGUGUAGCCAUCAACUUUGUGACCCAGGAUGACGUGCGCAUUCUUCGUGACAUUGAACUGUACUACUCUACUCAGAUUGAUGAGAUGCCGAUGAACGUCGCCGACCUUCUGUCAUAGACGCUGCGGUAUCAUUGCAUACAGCAUAUGCGAUCAAAAAUUAAACACAUCUUACGUCCAGCUCCGGCCUGUUAAUGCCGCCUAAAAGCGAAGAGGGGUCAAGCCACCAGCUUCGAGAGUUACUGUGGAGGAAAGGGGCUCUCCAGCCAAAUAAACCAAAUUGAAACAUGCUCAUCGAUGUGCUUCAAAUAUGAAUCUACUCGCAAGAGCACGCCAGCGGCGAUGCUUGCUUUUUGAGUACCUCUAUAAAUGAUCAUU